GUUCCCGGCCACGCCCGCGCGAGCUCUCUUCUCGCGAGGCCGGCUAGGCCCGAAUGUCGUUAGCCGUGGGGAAAGAUGGCGGAAAAUUUAAAAGGCUGCAGUGUGUGUUGCAAGUCUUCUUGGAAUCAACUGCAGGACCUGUGCCGCCUGGCCAAGCUCUCCUGUCCUGCCCUUGGCAUCUCUAAGAGGAACCUCUAUGAUUUUGAAGUCGAGUACCUGUGUGAUUACAAGAAGAUCCGCGAACAGGAGUACUACCUGGUAAAGUGGCGCGGAUACCCAGACUCAGAGAGCACCUGGGAGCCCCGACAGAAUCUCAAGUGCGUGCGCAUCCUCAAGCAGUUCCACAAGGACUUAGAAAGGGAGCUGCUGCGGCGGCACCACCGGUCAAAGCCACCCCGGCACCUGGACCCAAGCUUGGCCAACUAUUUGGUACAGAAAGCCAAGCAGAGGCGGGCGCUUCGGCGCUGGGAGCAGGAGCUCAAUGCCAAGCGCAACCAUCUGGGACGCAUCACAGUGGAGAAUGAGGUGGACCUCGACGGCCCCCCACGGGCCUUUGUGUACAUCAACGAGUACCGGGUUGGGGAGGGCAUCACCCUCAACCAGGUAGCCGUGGGCUGCGAGUGCCAGGACUGUCUGUCGGCACCUGCUGGAGGCUGCUGCCCUGGGGCGUCCCUGCACAAGUUUGCCUACAAUGACCAGGGCCAGGUGCGGCUACGAGCCGGGCUGCCCAUCUAUGAGUGCAACUCCCGCUGUCGCUGUGGCUAUGACUGCCCCAAUCGCGUGGUACAGAAGGGCAUCCGCUAUGACCUCUGCAUCUUCCGCACAGAUGAUGGGCGUGGCUGGGGUGUGCGCACGCUGGAGAAGAUCCGCAAGAACAGCUUCGUCAUGGAGUACGUGGGAGAGAUCAUUACCUCAGAGGAGGCCGAACGGCGGGGCCAGAUCUACGACCGCCAGGGCGCCACCUACCUCUUCGACCUGGACUAUGUGGAGGACGUGUAUACCGUGGAUGCCGCCUAUUAUGGCAACAUCUCCCACUUUGUCAACCAUAGUUGUGACCCCAACCUGCAGGUGUACAACGUCUUCAUAGACAACCUUGACGAACGGCUGCCCCGCAUUGCUUUCUUUGCCACAAGAACCAUCCGGGCAGGCGAGGAGCUCACCUUUGAUUACAACAUGCAAGUGGACCCCGUGGACAUGGAGAGCACUCGCAUGGACUCCAACUUUGGCCUGGCUGGCCUCCCCGGCUCCCCCAAGAAGCGGGUCCGUAUUGAAUGCAAGUGUGGGACUGAAUCCUGCCGCAAAUACCUCUUCUAGCCCUUGGAAGUCUGAUGCCAGACUGACUGAGGGGGCCUGAAGCUGCCCACCCCUCCCCCACUGCUGCCCUCCUGUCGGGGAAUGACUGCCAGGGCCUCACCUGCCUCCACCUGCCCCCGCCUGCUCCAGCUGCUCCAGGGUCAGGGCUAUGGUGAGGACAACUCCAGGUGUCCCCUUUCCCUGCCCCGACUCCACCUGUGGGUUGCACUUAGAAGCCCCGCCCACCUUUUGACGCCAGGGCUUUCUGCAGUUGGGAUUCGGGGCCCAUGCAGGAGGUCCACUGGGGGUAUGCUCCAGCCCAGCUCCCCCAAAAAGAUGUGUGUUUUUGCACCUGCUUCUGCCUGGAGCUCGAGGAGUCCGUUGCAGGCCUCCUCCCUGCUGCCCCAACAGCAUGGGGAAAUAACCCCCAGGGCGGGCCCACACAUCAGAGCCCAGCGCCCCCAGCCUGACAGGAAGCUGCUUCCUCGCCACAGAAGCUUUGUCCUAGUGCAAGAAAAGGGGCUCAUUCUGCUUCCCACACUGCCUACUGUUGGCCCUAAGAGCUGGCCAGGCUCUGCAGGGCUGCGUGUCUGAGAAGUGGACACCCACAUGCCAGGGGAAGGGGAGUGGGUGCCGGUGGCCCACUGGCCAGCGAAAGAAAGGAAGCCCAGACCUUGCCAGCCCUGGCAGUGGGCUGGAACCGAGCUCUGCUUUCACGGAGUACAGAGGGAGAUGCCCAGGGGCUCUCGGGAGCCCUGCCCUGGGGCACGACGCCUGCUGGAAGAGCUGGAAGCAAGACCUAGAUAAUCGGUAGAUAGCACUUAGGACAAUGAUGUGCAUUGACUGGGAGGGCGCUGAGGAGGUGCCAGGCACUGGGUAGGGCACCUGGUCCCCGUGGAUUGUCUCAGGGAAGCCUUGAAAACCACGGAGGUGGAUCCCAGGAAAGGGCCCGUGUGGCAGAAGGUGGAGUACAGGCCGGACAUGGGGGGAGGGGAAGGGGAAGUGUCCCUGUCAGGACUUGGUGAGGUGAGAGGGAAGCCACUGCUGCCUGCCAGCCCCAGCUCCAGCCCCAGCCCCAGCCCUUCGCACUCAGCCUGGGCCCACUGCUCUCAGAAGUUACCUGCCUCCCAAUGUACAAAAGGCCAAGGUUCUGAUGGCUGCCUCGCCCCUCGCUCCCCGCUCCCCCGCGCCCCCGCGCCACGAGGUCUUCUCUAGGAAGCCUUUCCUGACUACCUGUGCCCAAGUGCCCCUCUGUGAGACUAUGUGCCCUGCUAUCAGAUGCCAGGUCUGUGUGUUCGUCUGUGUGUCCGUCCUGUCCCUCCCUACUCCUUAGAUGGACCUUCAGGCAUGGACUGAAUCUGGUUUUCCUCUUGUGUAGCCCUCAGCCCUACCCAGCUUGGAGUAGGCAUCAAUAAAGUGAGAUGUUGACCGAACAAGGUAUGGAAGAUUGAGGAGCGUG
This is a messenger RNA of Lepus europaeus (European hare), 2752 nucleotides long. RefSeq names its product SUV39H1 histone lysine methyltransferase (gene SUV39H1). Gene Ontology annotation, molecular function: zinc ion binding; protein binding; histone H3K9 methyltransferase activity. Lineage: Eukaryota; Metazoa; Chordata; Mammalia; Lagomorpha; Leporidae. Gene Ontology annotation, cellular component: nucleus. The transcript has 6 exons. The coding region runs from base 76 to 1314 and encodes 412 amino acids. The record is from RefSeq and is a predicted model, not a curated record.